Molecule: messenger RNA, 462 nt
Organism: Scutellospora calospora
Lineage: Eukaryota; Fungi; Glomeromycota; Glomeromycetes; Diversisporales; Gigasporaceae
Source: the annotation of a GenBank genome assembly
AAAUCAACUACUGUCAAUAAAUCUACUAAAACCUGCGACAUAAUCUUAAUUCUUCCGACAGAACUUACACAUGAAAUCUUUGGAAGUUUACCGCUUGCUAGUAUUUGUAAUGCAUCGGUAGUUUCCAGACGUUGGCGACAUUUUAUUAUUAAUUCCAAAUCUUUAUGGCAAAAUUUAGAUUUCACAUUUCUUCGAAAGUCUAAUAUGAUUACUGACAAAGUUGUUAGUACAUAUGUGAACCGUGGAAAAUUACGAAUUCAUAGUUUUAUAUGUCAUAAUGCUGUAAAGCUUACAGAUAAAACUUUGAAUGCUUUUAGAGCAGUUCCUUGUUAUCAUUUGAGUACUUUCAUAUUAACUUCCAAUAGAUUGAUUACUGAUACAGCUAUUAUCAUAUUCAUUCGUACUAUUGGUUCACAAUUAAGGAUAAUUAAUUUGUCUGAUACCCUAAUUUCUAAUAGGGCA